This is a messenger RNA of Callorhinchus milii (elephant shark), 1807 nucleotides long. Its product is annotated as caspase activity and apoptosis inhibitor 1. Bases 36 to 1157 code for a protein of 373 amino acids. The transcript is spliced from 7 exons. The record is from RefSeq and is a predicted model, not a curated record. Lineage: Eukaryota; Metazoa; Chordata; Chondrichthyes; Chimaeriformes; Callorhinchidae.
UGGUGGAGCCAGCCCCCACCCCGCCAGCUCAGGCCAUGGCGGGCAAGAAGUCGGCCAAAGACAAGAGGCGUAAGCGGCCUCACAGUCAGGAGAGCCACAGCGACAGGAAGAGGAACAGCUCCGACUCGAGCGCCGCCAACACCACCGCCACCACCGGCAGAAACAUCACCAGCGGCGCCGAGGCAGGAAAAAUUGUUUUGGAGAAAGAAACUAUUAAUGAGCCGAGUGAUUUGGAAGAAGGUGGCUUGGAUCUCAGUAUUGUACUGAAGCCAAUCAGUUCAUAUAUCUCAGACAGAAAAGAAAUGUUGGAACAAUGCUUCAGAGUCAUCGGUGAAAGAAAGCUCCAGAAAAUGCUUCCGGAUAUUUUAAAGAAUUGUUCUGUGGAAGAAAUUAAGAAUCUGUGUCUGGAGCAGCUGAAACUGUUAUCUGAUAAGAGACUCCUUCAAAUUCUAGAGGGUGAUGAUCUUGGUUCGUCUGAUACAGAAGACGACGCAAGUGGAAAUGACAGGAAAAAGAAAAAACUUGAAACAGAAAGUCAAAUAAACGCUGGGCUGACAGGGGAUCAAGAUGGACAAGAGUGCUCAGCACAAAACUGCCUCAAAAUUCGCAGUAAUUUGCAGACUCAAUCCAACAAGCUACAUGAUGGCGGAAAGAAGGAAUGCUGUUGCAGUCACAACGCUCUCUUGAGACAGGAUAAUAAUAUAGAUUCCACCUCAUCCCAUAAAGCACACAAUAAAAUCGCGACACUGGAGCAGAAACAGGGUGGGGAGUCGGGAGAUGAAAGUGAUGCCCUCAGCAUUAAUGCUGAUGCAUACGAUAGUGACAUAGAACAAAACUGCAAUGAACCUGAUGUUGCUGUCAGCCUUGUAGUGCCAGNAAAAAGCACAACCAUUCGGGUUGGUGUUGAAGAUGAGCUUCAAAAGGACAUUGAGAAGAGCGUGAAUGAGAUUCUAGGUCUGUCAGGCCCAACUGUGGAGGAAUCUGAAUCAUCUGGUUCUCCUGAUCCAGAUGGAGCGGGCACUCAGCCUUCAGCACAACAACUGGAAUUGCUAGAACUGGAGAUGCGGGCCAGAGCAAUCAAGGCCUUAAUGAGAGCUGGUGACCCCAAAAAGCAAUCUGAAGGUUUGUCAAAGUACGAUAAGAAUGAGAAGAUGUGAGUUGUAAAGUACCUUACUGCAGACCAAAUACCAGACCUAUGUCCAUUUCAGCCUCGCCCCUCCCAUUUCACUUACAUUUGGAAACUACUUUGUGCUUCCAGGUAGUAACAAAUGUUUUUUUGUUUUUUGCUUGCCCAUAUCCAUUCUGUUUGCUAUCUUACAUUUCAAAACCAGGAAAAUGGGUACCACAAAUAUGCAUUCUGAGCUAAAGCACCCAGAACACCACUGGAUCUUCCAAUUAGUACUCUGGGUAGGCUGGCAGUAAAAUGUAAGAAAUCUGUCUUUUGAUUGAGAAUAUCAAAUCUAGUGUCCAGAAUUAAAAAGAUUUUGUGUUUAUAAUUUCAACCAUCAGGAAUCUAUGAGCCCAGCUCAUUGUUCAAAAUCCUGGGGAAUGUAAAAUGCACCACAGGGUUAGAGCUAUUGAGGAGUUUAUAGCCCAGCUUGUCAACUCUCAGUAUUCCACAGUGGUUUAUGUGACAGGGCAACAAAGGAACAGAGGUGUAAGAAUUUAAAAAGCAAAUCACACCAAUUAAUUUUAGUGAUGCCACAUUGUGAAGCUUUAUAAAAUUGUUUAUACACAUCUGAACCACAGAUGUAUCUAUGAUGCUGCCAGUAAAGGUGAUUUUUUUAAAUAAAUCUUUUACUAAAGA